AGAGUGCGAGUGCAGUAGUAGGGUAUGGUGGGGAAGUGAGGAUGGCCCGCGGUGGAAAGAAGAGGGAGUACAAAAGAAAGAAAAUGUUAAAUGUUGAGGAAGACAGUUAAGAUUAAUGGCGGGCAUGAAAAUAGUGUUUCGUGAUAUUUUUUUUCACGAAUUCAAAAUUUUAAAAUUAAAUUAUUACAAAUAGUGUUAAAAUAUCUCAAUAAAAAUAUUCAAUAAAAGUUAUUUUCCCUCAAUUUCUAAUGACGACUAUCUUCAUGGACUUUCGACACUGUCGACAGUGUGCUGGGUUCCCUUAGGUCGCCAUAUUUCUGUGUCGUGCCGUGUAAGUAGUAUCAUAUUGUAUUAAAUACGUUAACACUCUCAUGUGAAGAUUCAUUAAAUAUGUUAAAAGUGUUGUGGUAUAUCAUUCUAUUUGACAAGAGUUAAAAAUGAAAUUAAAAGAUAUGGUUCUGCUGUUUAUUUUCAUCAUGCUAGAGGGAAAAGAUCAUCGUCACUGGUGUUUCAAAAUGAUAGAAAACUGGAGUGCUGAUGUCCAUUUAUAACUAUGGCUUUGCUACAUAAAUGUAUCGUUUUUUGUUAAUUUACAAGUCAUGUGUCCGUUUGGUAAUGCAUCAGUGUUUAUCAAAGUUUAAUUAAAAAGACGUUUAUCAGAAGAAUAAUUAUGUCUACAAAAACGGAGUUUGUCGGUUGUCGACAUAACUUUUAUGGCGAGCAUCCUAAUAAGUAUACACUGCCUGGCGUUUCUUUUUUUGAUUCGUCUGCAUAUUAUCGGUGUGAAAAAACUUUAUAAGAGCGAAGGAAAAAAAUUAAAAGGACAAACGAAAUUUCAUAGCACAAAUUAAUUUAUUCCCGUAUCGGGAAAAACGAGGGAGCAACGACAGGGGCGCUGCGAGCACUGGAAGCGCGAUACUUCCUACUUAAGGAAACAGCACAAUGGCUGAGGACCGAAAUAAUUCUCAAGGGUUGGUUGGGCAGGCGCACACGAUAGAACAUGGUUCGUCUCCACCUGCAGCGUCGACACUGUCAACAGGAGCAAAUGUCGGAAUCGUGGCCGGUGUCACAACAGCGACAACGAAGGAUAAUCCAUCGAUUCAAGAUAAUUCGCCGCCUCGAAGUCCAAGAACAUUGUUGUUGCAGCGUGGAGAGAAUGGUUUUGGCUUCACUCUUCGUCAUUUUAUCGUUUAUCCGCCAGAAUCUUGUUCCAUGCUACCAGAUCACGAACGAACGAAAAUAGAUGAGCCAAUGGAUACGAUAUUCGUGAAACAAGUACGCGAAAAUUCUCCUGCAGCCGAAGCUGGUUUACGAACAGGUGAUCGGGUGGUUUCCGUUGACGGGAAACCAACACGCGGUGAACAAUAUGCAAAAGUAGUUCAACGUAUUCAACAGGCAGGGCCUUGGCUACGACUUCUGGUCGUUUCCAAGGAGGACGAUAUUUUACAACGAUAUUUCGGCGAGACGGCUCACAAUCCUGAAACGAAUCAACGACCGCGGUUACGUUCUCCUGAAAGAAGUGGGCAGCACAGGCAGCGUAGAUCGGUCAGUAUGAUUCCUGGUUUAUCGCCAAGGACAAGACAAUCUUGGGUUUGUUCGGCGCCAAGUUCGAUGCCUGCGCCGUUAUGCCAGGAUCAAGAAUUAACUCGACCAUCGUUGAUCGACGAUGGUGUCUCCAGUCGGGAUCAAGAUUUUUCCGAAGAGAUUCAACAAUCGUCUGAAUGUAACGAUAAAACGCAAUCGGCUAAAAAUAUGAUUUAUCGUUCCAAACCUUCUCAAGAAAUAAUUAGUCGUUACGAGUCGGUGGAAGAUAACAAAGUAAAAUUACGAAAUCAGCCACAACAAUUAGGAAAAGAUACAUCGAAUUUAAUGCAAUCGUACGAUAGAUCGAUGCAAUCUGAUAUUAAGUAUAACGAUAAAUACGAUCAUUUUGACAGAACCCGUUCCGAAUCUAUCUAUUCGAGAACCAAUAGUGAUCAGAUUUACGAUCGGAUCAAAGAUCCGAUAUACGAACCCGUUCGAUUCGGGGAAUCAUUAAGAACGAAUAUCGAUCAUCAUUCUUCUCAUCAUCAUCAUCAUCAUCAUGUUCCAUUAUCCCGAGCGGAGCCGCAAGUACCUAUUUAUCGGCCUGUUUCGAAAAGAAUCAAUUCACGUCGCGCCAGCGAAGGGAGUACUAGUGGGUCGAUGAUUAAUAAUUUUGAAACGGCAAGCUAUCUUAGCACAGAUGCGCUUAGAUCCUGCGAGCCACGUUCCAGAUUCGGUAUCGAUUCCAGAAGGGAUUCUUCUUCGAUCCAUGCCAACGAUCCAUCCUCUUACGAAUCCAGUUCUACUCUAGUCGGGAACGAAGGGAAUGAAAGUAGGAACGAAAAUGGAAGGAAUGGAAAUUUGAGCGGCCACAGAACGAAUAGUGGAACGAGUUCAACUGGCGGAAUAAAUAUAGGAAAUAUCGAUGAUUCGAUUAUCAUGACGAGGCUUCGCAAAAGUUUCGAGCAAAAGGAAGAAUUUUUACGACGACCGAGCCAACCGAUCGGUUGGUUUCUACCUGAAGAGAGAUCGGAAUCUCCUGUUCGAAGCAAUAACAACGGAACUGUUAUUCCAAGAGAAUUCUACGCGAGACCGCAGAAAUUUCAGAAACAAGUUUGGCCACCGACCGAUUCGAAGCAAGAUCAACAAUUGUCGAUAUUGAAAAGUGCUCAAAAUAGUAACAGAACUUUUCCUGGAAAACUUGUGUCCGAUCCAAAAUCCUCGUCUAAUCAGAACGUUCAAAGAACGAAGAGCAGUAACGAUGGGGCAGAAGAAAUUGAUUAUUUUACUUGCCGAAAUGAACAAAUCGAAGAAACUUCUAACACGACUCAUCCUCUGGAGUAUAUGCAUCAGCAAAUUGUAACACCUAACGUAUGUGAUCGUUUAAGUACUCCGUCCAGCUGUGACGAUAAUCGAGAUUCGAAAGAAUCUGAUAAACAUCAGCAACAAUUACAACGAAAUAUAGGCAAAUCGAGCAAUUUUGUCGGAACUUUGUCUAGAAUACACGAAAAUAUAGCGAGCGUGGGCGCUUUACUUUCCGGUGAACGACAAUCUAUAGAUGGGAGAAAUGGCGCUUCUUCUUUACCUUCGUCUCCUGGGCCUGAGAAAAAGAUGAAUGAUAAAUUUCCUGUACUUCCGCAAGGACUUCAAAUCGUGUCGAAGCGAGCGAAACAAUUCGAAUCGGGACGACUUUUGAGCGACGACGAUGAACCGACCGGUGAUCGUACUAAUCUUUAUCGAAGUGAACUUUCAAGAUUGUCGAACAAACGUAGCGUACCAAAUGUUGCUGUUCGGAAAAGAGAAUUCGAAUCGAAAGCCGAAGCUCAAGAACCGAGGAGAUUACCACCUGUAUCGACAAGGGAAACUAAAUCUUUGGACAGUGGUAGCGGAUUAAAAGGAAACAGAGUAAUUCCCAUAGGCAGCAAACAGAUCCAUUGUGAACCGCCAAUCAACUAUAAUACCUUAGAAGAAACAUCGAAUCCAAGAAUCAUAGAUGGGGAACAUGCACAAUCGAGAAUUCGUAGUAAUAGCGCAGAAUCAUGGGAAUCGACGAGUGCGAAUAACGUGUUAGAAACUGCUAGGCAUCAUUGGUCACGAAGACAGGACGACACUGAACGAAAGCGUAAUAUAAACGGAAAUGAUGAUGGCAUUUAUGUGGAUACAACUAGAACUAGCGACGAAAAUACGAUAAUUGUCGAGAAAGGAUCUAGAAAUCAACAAGAUGAUUAUACGCAAAUCAUCAAAACUGAACAUGGUAUAUUACCAUCGGAUAACGAUACGCACAAUAACCAAGUUGUAUUCAGACGACAAAAGAAUACGCAAAUCGCAGAUGAAGAUCGUGCCACAAGAAGAGUGUCUUACUUAAAAGCAACUUGGAACGAAAGAAUCCAUGUUGAUAGUGAUUUGGAAUUAAGCGAUUACGAGCCUGUUAUUCAUACUUCUAGAAGCAUUCAUAAGAGAUGGCGGCUACCGUUACUUCCAAACGAUAUAGCAUCGCUUCGUCGCAUCUUCGAGGAAGUGACUCAAUCUGCAAGUUUAAACAAAAAUAUUAAUCGCGGCAACAAUCGGGAACCAACUGUCACGGAUAUCGUAAAAGAUGUUGGUCAAAUGGAACGAGAAGGACCUCUGCAUGUAAAAUUUACCGUAUUGGAUGGAAAGCGAUCUUCCGAUCGUUCGUGGAAACAGUUGUGGGGUAUUCUUCGUGGACCUAUUCUCUUCUUUUACAAGGAUCGUCAAAAUCAGAGUCCUUCGUUGGCCUGCGACGGUGAAAAUGUAGCUCAAAGCGUGGAUGUAAGAUGUUCCCUUGUAGAUAUCGCAGAGGAUUACACGAAACGUAAACACGUGUUACGAUUGGCCAAUCCAAACGCAGAAGUUUUACUGCAGACCGAAGAUGCAGCAUCCAUGGCACUUUGGUUACGAGCAUUACACGAACAUGCUGCCGCUGAAAAACCAUCUGAAAUUGCCCAAAAUAGCACUUUGAAGCAACAAGCUGUCCCACAAACACCAGGACCUACGAAUAGUUCUUCGCCAUGUCAAAUGAACUCUGUAACAAUGACAGUAUCGACUAGUAGUGGUAGCGGUAGUCAACGAUUGAGUCCUCUUCCAGGACACAAAGGUAUCAAGAAAUUAACUUCCUUUAGGAACAGAUCUCCGACCGGACAAUCGCCGAUAAAUAAGACUCGAAAACCGAGUCAAACGAUCGAUAAUUUGGUUUCUCCAAAAACUAAGACAUGGAAAGGUAGAGUCGCAAAACAGUUACGAAAAAUGCACGGUCAAACAGCAUCUCCUUCAUCCCCAACCACGCAAUUACCACCAGAGGGUGCUACUUUUAAAGUACCACUCGAACUCUGUCCACCGUCAUCUUUCUCAGAAUAUGUACCAUUGAUCGUCGAAAUGUGUACCAGUAUUGUCGAAGCGAGGGGUCUUGAAGUGGUUGGCAUUUAUAGAGUACCCGGUAAUACCGCUGCUAUUUCACAUUUGACAGAUAGCGUGAACAAAGGUUUCGAAAAUAUCAAUCUCCAGGAUCCUAGAUGGAGCGACGUAAAUGUAAUAUCUUCUCUUCUUAAGUCCUUUUUUCGGCAACUCCCGGAUUCGUUGCUUACUGCAGAAUUAUAUCCUAUGUUUAUCGAUGCUGAUAAAGUCGAAGAUCCCCAGAGGAGAAUGACAACUAUAAGAAAGUUGCUGAGAGAUCUUCCAGAACAUCAUUUCGCAACUCUUAAAUAUUUAAUGUUUCAUUUGAAAAGAAUAGUUGAGCAUAGCGAGGUUAAUAAAAUGGAAGCAAAGAAUUUAGCCAUCGUAUUCGGCCCCACUUUGGUUAGAGCAAGUGGUUCUCGGGACAAUAUGGUUACUAUGGUUACCGAUAUGUCGCAUCAAUGUCGGAUCGUCGAGAGCUUACUAAACAACGUUGAUUGGUUCUUUUCGGACGAUGAUUUGGAUGAUUUAAGUAGAUUGAGCGUUAAUCUUAGUCUUCCAGCAGACACUAGCGAAAUUGAGACAACUUCCAGUAAUAAUCAUAAUCUCUUGUUGAACAAUAUUCAGAAAGUCGAAGGAGUACGUGAAAUGGCAUCCGCCAAAGACAUCGUGUCGUCCAUCAUAUCCGCUGCUAAUCGAAAAAUACAAAGAAGGAGAAAAUGUCAAGAUGAGACGGAUAACGAAACUCACGAAGUCGAUAAGCCGAGGAUGAAGCAAGAUACGGAAAAUCUACAAAAUCGACGAAGCAUGGCAUUGAACGAGAGGCAAUGUUCGGUCAGUGAAAUCGUUUUGAUGCACGAAAAUCAAAAUCAAUCGAAUCGUUCCAUCGAUCGUUCCACUGAUCGAUCCGACGAUCGAUCACCGACGCUCGAUGGUGUUGCACAUGCCAGCACCGAUGAUAUAAUAGCCGAUUGUGCCAUUACCAACCGUGAUAUGUUAAAUAAUCACGAUAAUGUCGUUCCUUCCGAAAAGUCAAACAAAUAUUUAAAUCGUGCAAUAGAGUCGGUUCCAUCGAUGCAAUCACCGAUUCAUCGCUCGACCGUCUCGUCGACUUCGGAGUCGUCCCGACUCUCUAGCGAGACUGGCCUGAGCUGCUUCGACGCAAGUUCGACACUUUCGAGUGCCUCGAAUGACACCAAGCAAAGCAACGACGAGAUCACGAUAAGAACUUACGCUGGUUUGAGCGCAACCACUCAAGAACGUAUACGAAGAUUCGAACAGGAGACGAAAGCGAUGCUGCAGAGAGAUCAAAAUCGACAGAGGCGAGAAGCUGAAAGGAGAGAGGAAGAACGGCGGAGAAUCGAGACGGAAUGGCAAUUGGCUAAAAAUGAAAUGGAAAACGACGAUUUGCUCGAUAGCAUAGUCGACACUACUGUAAUGACGCCUACCACUUAUCUUUCAUCCGCGACGAGACUUUCCAACUUUAACGAUAAAUCUUAUCUCGACAUCGGCUCUCGAUCGACUGGUCGAGUGCCGCAUCUUUCGAUAGCUGUACAACAACAACCUACGUCCGUUAGACGAGUAUCGCUACUCGCAAACGAAUCCACUACGAUUUUACCUCAAGAAAAUAUUUCUGACAGUACUAUAAAAAAAUUGAAAACAGAUACCGAACAAAUAUUGGAAGGUUCAACGCUAUCGUCUAUUCGUUACGGUAGCUUAGACUCUCUGCACGAAACGCACGAAAUUUCUCAAUCGUCACUUUCGCCGACCAAUCAGCAACGGAAACCGCUUUCGAGCGAUGUCUCGGACGAUGCUGGAUCUUGUUUUCUACAAUGGACUCAGAAGAUUCUGACCAUUAACAAAAAGCUUUCUAGGCAAACGGCAAAUCCCGGUUUCUGGUGGUACAUAUCAUCUCACCUACACGGUACCGCAAGCCCCCCUGGCCCCGCCUCGAAGACAGCGGGCCCAUCGCCAAUGCCGAUGUCGAUGCCGAUGUCAAUACCACUGUCAAUGCCAAUAUCAAUGCCGAUGUCGAUACCAAUGCCAAUGUCGAUGCCAGGGCGAAUGCAAGUACCAGGGUCAGUGUCAGACGCAGACGACAUCGACGUCGUGCAACGAUCAUCGACACCCAUCGCAUCCUCUUCGAGAGUACCGGCCUCGGAGCCCUCCGAAUUCUCGGAGCCUAUCGAGCCCGUCGAGCAGUCACCACCGCGAGGGGUGUCUUCGGGCUCAGGGGCCGGAUUGUCUUCCAAGACUUUAAACAGAUUUCUUCGAGGUAGUGAUCUCUUGACCAGUUUGACGACUACGUUCGAUCGUAAAUGGAGAUCCCUGGUAAACUCGUCGAAUCAAACGAUUCGUGGAACUACAAUGGAAAAUUUGUCCUUAAGCGACGAGGAUGCUGUGAUAACACAGAGAGAUUCACAAAACUUGCGAAAUCAACGAGGAGGAGGAGGAGGAGGAGGAGGAGGAGGAGGACUACGAGAAGACAAGGAUCAGGAAAAAACGACCAUUCCUCAAUCUUCUUUCUCGAUUGAAAGUUAUCGAGAUCCGAGUCUCCAUAAAAUGUGUAUUGAAAAGCAUCAAUAUGAUCGGCAAAAAAAUGAUGCUCCGGAAAAGGAUACGGAUUCAUCGGUAACGGAGAAUAGUAGCGUCGAUCGAUUGGACGACGAUUCCAUACCGGACAACGAUCGAAGUGCUAUCGCGCGAAAAAAGAUUGAAUCGAGCAAGGAAACGGUUUAUGAAUCAUCUCCGGAUACGAAUCAAGCGCAAGAAUACUGUAGAAUCGAAAAAGAAGCAUCGGUAAAUUUAUCACAAAGUGACAAAGUAGCUGAUGAUGCGAAAGAUUUGAAUCGACGCGAUGUCGAUUCAAAUUAUUCGAACAAGCUUGAAAAAUUUGAAAGUCUAACAAAAUUUGAAGUGAGAUCACGAUUAAAAAGAUCGGAAUCUUUGAAUAAAAGAUCAGAAAAUACUUCGUCCAAAUUAAAAAGAUCCGAAAGUUUGAACAAACAUUCUGUCGAAAGGCUCUCAUCUCCGACCAAUGGCAAGUUGAAGCGAUCCGAAAGUUUGAACAAACAUUCGGAGAGAUCUGAUUCUCCGAAUAGUAAAUUAAAACGAUCAGAAUCGUUGACAAAAACUGAAAAAACUGAAUGUAAUAUUAGCAAGAGGCGACAAUCUGUUAGAAAAGACAGCGCGACAAAAUUAAAACGUAAAAAUGGUAUGCCCGAACGGUCGAUCAAACGUAGGCAUACCGUAGGCGGUACCAAGGACUUUGAUAAAGUACAUUGGUUGGAUAAUAAAUUGCAAGUCGAGGCUGAGAGAGUAGUUAAAAAUGAGUAUAGACCGAAGAAGAGUCAACUCAGAACAAGUUCACCGGAUUUAAGUACCGGUCGUAUUGGCCUUACCGAUGCUAGUUUUCUUAUAGAGGUUAGCUUUCGCGGCCCAAGUAAUGUCGUUUUUAACGUGACUAAUGCUCGUCCACAGUCCUUACCGGAUACUAGUUUAGCUUCCAAAGUGUUUAAAGUACCUCUCGAGAGUCACGUGUAAUAUUAUGUAAAGUAUUGCAUUGAAAAGGAAACAAGAAAACAAAACUGCGAAGAUAGAGAAAAAGAAAAUAUUAAUUAAUGAAUUAAAAUUCGUUAAAGCACCAACGUGUUUCUUUUUCAUCAAGCAUUUAUAUCGCAGCGUGUCAAUUAUUUACGUAUCGUACUUGUAAAAACGUGAUCGUGUGCAAUUUUUUGUAUAUAUAACGUAUAUAUAAAUUAUACAAAUUAUCGAAUGCUCUGCAAAUGCGGGUGUGUAUGUGUUUACGUGUAUGUGUGUGGUGUGUGCAUGCGUGCAGCGUAUAUUUAUAUACGUACGUACGCGCGUACACUCUUUAUAUCGCUACAACAAAAAAAAAGCGUUAUAACCCGUAGAUUUUGUAUUUCUUAAUAAUGCAAAAAUGUUUUCACGUAGUUUUAUAUUCAAUUAAACAUAUCGGCUGUGUGAUGUGUCGAUCAAAUUGAUUGACAUUUAUCAUUUGUUUAUGCAUUUUAAACAUAUUUGUAGAGUAGCAACGAUAUCCACGAUCUACGUUGCUUUUUUUCCCCAUUACGAAUAUUAUUCGUUCCUUCAAUUAUAUACACGAAUAUAAAAUAGACUGGAUUUAUUGAUACAUUUAAUCGACGAACGAAAUAUGAUGUUUCUUUUACUCGAACAAUUGUGAUUUCAUUCUUGAACACGAUUGAUCUAUAAGAAACCAUGGAAUCACGUAAGGCAGCUUACGAGCCUGACAAUCUUAGACUUGUAAGAUUUUCUUAAACUUGUAAAUACAUAUUAGGUAUGUACGCAAAUGAAACUUUAAGCCAAUGGCAAAGCGAUAUUUAUUUUAAAUCCGUAACAAUCGUGAUACUAUUAUUUAUUGAAUAUUCGAAAGAGAUACCUGAAAUUUGAAGAACAAGAAUAUGGAUAUACAUGGUAUCGAAUUUGUAAAUAAAUCUUAUAUAUUGCUUAUUUAGAAA
This is a messenger RNA of Apis dorsata (giant honeybee), 9434 nucleotides long. RefSeq lists its product as uncharacterized. The transcript has 25 exons. Gene Ontology annotation, biological process: signal transduction. Gene Ontology annotation, molecular function: phospholipid binding; protein binding. Lineage: Eukaryota; Metazoa; Arthropoda; Insecta; Hymenoptera; Apidae. The coding region runs from base 943 to 8478 and encodes 2511 amino acids. The record is from RefSeq and is a predicted model, not a curated record.